CGUAUCUAUCUCUUGGCUUUCGCCGAAUAGCAAUUGCUCCAGUUCGCCCCCGACACUGUACUCUCGCACUGUCGUCAUAAAUGCCCGUACGGCUGAGAAACCUCGUUGGGCGUUUGGCCAGUGCCCCAGUGCAACGCGGCCUAGAUUCUGGAUCCCCCAAAGCUACUAUUACUCACACUAACACUAACAUCAACACCACCUCCGACGGAGAACAGGGUCCGAGGCUCGGCGUCCGUCUUGGCUCGACUACGCCUUGUCACUGGACGGCCUCUGAUGCCCCCUUUUCUCACGCGGCCCAGACCUGUCGAGAUCUUUCCGUACACCCCGUACAGGAGCUCCCAGCACAAGGGCGACCGGCUCUGGGUUGUUCUCCCUCCUCGGCCUGUCUGCUCACUGUCAGAUCGCUUGCUUCUCUUCAUGGGCUUCGGCGUGGCGAACUUGGAGCCCUUACCUUCAAAUCUCACUCCGUGUGCACGCCUCAAAACAUGCAGUUCCAUGCCGUAUUCAACAUCCUGGGGGGAGGUGGCCGCUGCAUGGGAAGCCCAAAGUGGAUUUGUCCGACGGCCACAGUCUGGGAUGGAUGCCAAUCAAGGCCCGUCCGGAGUAAUCCAUCUAUGGCCUGCACCGGUGAAGCGUGAUCUCACUCCGGAGCAUGCGUCGUCCUCCGGCCCUAGCGGGUCAUAUCUGUUCUGAUAUCGGCGAUAUUUCAUGGCUUGCGAUCCAUCUGGACUUUUCAAACACCUAUCCAGAAUGGGUUGUCGACAGGGGACCAUGUCGGAGAACUGCCCCCUGCCCCAUCUCACGACGCUGCGACCGGCUGCAUGGAAAAAGGAAGUGUGCAGGAUUCCUGCGGCAAAGUGGCUCUCCGGCUUGCGUAGAUGAGGUGCGGGAGCGAUCACUACUC
Colletotrichum navitas is the source of this 904-nucleotide messenger RNA. RefSeq lists its product as uncharacterized. The transcript has a single exon. Lineage: Eukaryota; Fungi; Ascomycota; Sordariomycetes; Glomerellales; Glomerellaceae. The record is from RefSeq and is a predicted model, not a curated record. Bases 81 to 638 code for a protein of 185 amino acids.